CAUCUGUGCGGUAGGAAUGGGAAAAUAUUUAUAUCCUUAAGUUACAACACCUUUAUAUAUAUGUUACUAAAUUAAGGCUAAAAAGAAAGCAAAUGUCAGCACAGACUGCAGACCUUGGAGAGGAUCAUCUCUUCACUAUAGAGCUGUCACAGAGAGUUGUAUGAAGGGCCCAGGGGACAGACUGGGAAAAUGCUCUUGUAUACCAAGAGGAUGUCACGCCAGGUUAAACUUGGGACACAGAAUGAGGAAAAGCACGGAGAGAGAAGCUCAAACUUCGAUGAAUUCACCAGCAUUUCCUGGAUUGCCCUACAAUCUGUAGGUGCAGAACUGAUUUACUGAGACAAAAGCAGCACAGCCAGCGAAGACAAUGUCUGUUCUGUCUGCCUCAGCUUAGCAGCGCUGCCCUGCCUCCAGGUCCACAUUUGACAUUGGCCCUGUUUAUCUGUCAGGAGCAAGAAGCCAGCAGCGGAACUGUCUCUCAUGUCAUUUCUGACAUGAUGCUGCCGACACUGACAGGGAUAAUGCCGAUGAUGAUGAUGAUGAUGAAGAUGAUAUCUAAAACAGGCCAGUCACGCAGCUGACAGUCCUGCAACGCACAAACACAAACACACAUCCACAGAUUGUUUGUCCAUUAAGACAAGAGCAGAAACAGAAGGAGCUGGUCAAUGUGGAGUCAAAGGCCCUGUUUAUCUGGAGGUUCUCCAAGUACAUCUCUGCAUCUCAGGACGAGUAUACCAUCUGGACACCUGUGAUGAUAGUCCUGUAGUCCCCUUAUUGGGGCGGCGAAGAGCUUAACAAAUAGACUUCUGUGGUUUGCCCUCCAGAGGAGAGCGUUAAACAGGUGAAGCUGAACACCGCACUCAUUAGUUACACAUGCAGUCACCUGCCACUCACCAGAGACGGAUGCCAGAAUACUGAAAGUUUCCACAGCUAUUUGUGCCCACACUCGGGAGAGACACUUGAGGAAUGACUCAGACUCUGUGACUGGAUGUGAGCUCAGUGGAAUUACUGUACUGCUGGGAACUGCGGCGAUAAGAGGAGUAAUCCAGCCACAUUUCAGCCUGCGGGACAGAUCUCUCUGAAAGGAGCCGAUCAUGGCCAGCAUGGCGCUUCAGCUCCUUGGCUUCUUCUUAGGAUUGCUGGGGUUUGCAGGAACUAUAGUUGCAACCCUGCUCCCUCACUGGCGAAGCAGAGCUCAUGUGGAUGCUAACAUUAUCACAGCCACCGGGUACAUGAAGGGCCUGUGGAUGGAGUGUGUCUGGCGCAGCACUGGUAUUUACCAGUGCGAGCUGUACAGAUCUUUGCUGGCGUUGCCACCCGACCUGCAGGCUGCCCGGGCGCUCAUGGUAAUCUCCUGUCUCACCUCAGUCCUGGCAUCUCUGGUCUCUGUAAUUGGGAUGAAAUGUACCCGCUUCGCCCGGGGUUCGUUGAUUAAAUCUCCCCUGGUCCUGAGCGGUGGGAUUUGUUUUCUUUGUGCUGGGCUUCUUUGCCUGGUCACCGUGUCCUGGACCACCAAUGAGGUCAUCAAGAAUUUCUACAACCCAUUAAUUCACAGUGGAAUGAAGUAUGAGAUCGGACUGGCUGUGUAUCUCGGAUACGCCUCGGCCUGUCUCAGUCUGGCCGGGGGAAUGGUGCUGUGUUGGAGCAGCAGUGGAGACAGGUCACGGCAGAGUCCCCCCCAUAUGCAGAGGGGUCAGUCAUCACAUCUUCCCCCUGUCUUCAACAACUUACAUCCGCCUGCUCCACCCUACAGGCCCCCCAAGGCCCUGAAAGGCAACCAUGCUCCCUCGCUUUGCUCCGCUUCCAGCAGUGGCUAUAGGCUCAAUAACUAUGUCUAAGACUAAGAGGAAUACUGAAACAAUAACUGUGAGACGACAUGGACCCUUUUUUCAAUAUUUUUAAUUUUUAUGUCCUGCGUACCCAUAAAAGGAUAUCAGCUGGAAAAGAGAAGGCCCCCAUAAUGCAAAAAAAAGAAAAGUCAGAUUUGAACAGAUAUUUGACUCUGUCUUUCCUCUAACAUAAACAACCAAGAGCCUUGGCUAGUCUUAUGAAACUUUAACCCUGUAAGGCUUUUCCUAUGCACCUGAAGGACCAGGAGGUGGCAGUGUUUUGCAGGAAAUCAUCACAGAAAAGACGAUAUAAAUCAUAUUCCAUGUUCUUUGCUGUGACUCUCAUGUUAUUGGAUCAUUUAUCUGGCCUUCUUCCUAGAUGGGAUUUAACUCUUUCUGAAAGGCAGUUCCCUUUAAAGAAAAAGAUUUUAUGUCAGUACUCAGUGUUUUAAAUCAUUUUCAUGACACUGAAAAUAAAACCUGACACUAUAAGUUGUCUAAAUAUGUGCACUAGUGUUAAUAAAUGAUUAAAUGCUAUAUUAUUACUAUUGUAAGCAUUCUCUGAUGAAAGGGACUGGAAAAGGCUGUUGCAAAUUUAUGAUCACAAGUUACAUUUUCACCUUAAACCCAUGUUUGUAAAAUAAUAGAUUGUUAGAAGUUUAACACCCAGAAAACCUUUUUUGUAUGUGUUAAGUACCAGGCCUGCCUGUGAAGCUCUAUUAAAAUAUAAUUUCAAUGUU
This is a messenger RNA of Oreochromis niloticus (Nile tilapia), 2569 nucleotides long. Its product is annotated as claudin-14. Gene Ontology annotation, molecular function: structural molecule activity. The record is from RefSeq and is a predicted model, not a curated record. The transcript is spliced from 6 exons. Gene Ontology annotation, cellular component: bicellular tight junction; membrane. NCBI's taxonomy places the organism in Eukaryota, Metazoa, Chordata, Actinopteri, Cichliformes, Cichlidae. The coding region runs from base 1095 to 1838 and encodes 247 amino acids.